This is a messenger RNA of Echinops telfairi (small Madagascar hedgehog), 2397 nucleotides long. It is a transcript of the gene SLC15A1, whose product is annotated as solute carrier family 15 member 1. Gene Ontology annotation, molecular function: dipeptide transmembrane transporter activity. The record is from RefSeq and is a predicted model, not a curated record. Gene Ontology annotation, cellular component: membrane. The transcript is spliced from 23 exons. Lineage: Eukaryota; Metazoa; Chordata; Mammalia; Afrosoricida; Tenrecidae. Bases 1 to 2076 code for a protein of 691 amino acids. Gene Ontology annotation, biological process: transmembrane transport; oligopeptide transport.
AUGUCCAAAUCAAAGACCUGCUUUGGCUACCCGUUGAGCAUCUUCUUCAUCGUGGUCAAUGAGUUCUGUGAAAGAUUUUCCUACUAUGGCAUGAGAGCCCUCCUGAUUCUGUACUUCAGGAAUUUCAUCGGAUGGGAUGACAACCUGUCCACAGCCAUCUACCACACCUUCGUGGCUCUGUGCUACCUGACGCCAAUUCUCGGAGCGCUCAUCGCCGACUCCUGGCUGGGAAAGUUCAAGACAAUCGUGUCGCUCUCCAUUGUGUACACCAUCGGACAAGCCGUCAUCUCAGUGAGCUCCAUCGCCGACCUCACAGGCCAAGACAACGAUGGGAAGUCUCUUAACAUUUCUGUUCACGUGGCACUGUCCAUGAUUGGCUUGGCCCUGAUAGCUCUUGGUACAGGAGGAAUAAAGCCCUGUGUGUCUGCUUUUGGUGGAGAUCAGUUUGAAGAGGGCCAGGAACAACAAAGAAACCGAUUCUUUUCCAUCUUUUAUUUGGCCAUCAAUGCGGGAAGUUUGCUUUCUACUAUCAUCACCCCCAUCCUCAGAGUUCAAACGUGUGGAAUCCACAGCCAACAAGCUUGCUACCCAUUGGCAUUUGGGGUUCCUGCUGCUCUGAUGGCUGUAUCUCUGAUUCUUAACAGCAUCAAUCUUCAGUUUGCCAUCAAAAAUCGGUUCAGGCAUCGGAGCAAGAAGUUUCCCAAGAGGGAGCACUGGCUGGACUGGGCCACAGAGAAGUACGAUAACCGGCUUAUCUCGCAAAUUAAGAUGGUUACGAAGGUGAUGUUCCUCUACAUUCCUCUCCCCAUGUUCUGGGCACUGUUUGACCAGCAGGGCUCACGAUGGACGCUGCAAGCAACAGCCAUGAGUGGGAAAAUUGGAAUUAUUGAAAUUCAACCAGAUCAGAUGCAGACCGUGAAUGCCAUCCUGAUCGUCAUCAUGGUCCCCAUUGUGGAUGGUGUGGUCUAUCCUCUGAUUGCCAAGUGUGGUUUCAAUUUCAGCUCCUUGAAGAAGAUGACUGUAGGAAUGUUCCUGGCUUCCAUGGCCUUUGUAGUGGCUGCCAUUGUACAAGUGGAAAUUGAUAAAACUCUGCCAGUCUUCCCCCAAGGACAUGAAAUCCAACUUCAGGUAUUGAAUAUAGGAAAUAAUGACAUGAACGUAUCAUUUUCUGGAGAAAGCGCAGUAUUUAGCCCAUUGACUAAGAAAAGCGAAUUCAGGACUUUUAAUAUAGACACACUGCCAAAUAUAAGCAUUGUCUCUAAAGGGCUUCAAGACACUCCAGUAAUUCAUACCUUUGAGCCCAGCCAUCGCUACACCCUUCUGGUGUGGGACCCGAACUCUUACCGAGUGGUAAAGGAUGGCCUUACUAAGAAACCAGAGAAAGGAGAAAAUGGAAUCAGAUUUGUCAAUACUUUCAAUGAUAACAUCACCGUUGUGAUGGAUGGGAAAGUUUAUAAUAAUAUCAAUACUAAUAAUGCCAGCGAAUAUCAGUUUUUUCCUUCUGGCGUAAAAAACAUCAACAUAAGCUCAUCAGCUAUUCCGCCAACCUGUACAAAGGAGUUUUCAUCUUCCAGCCUUGAAUUUGGCAGUGCAUAUACCUACAUAAUUGUGAGGCAGAGUGAUGGCUGCCCCAAGAUAGAAGAAGUUGAAGACAUUGCACCCAACACGGUGAACAUGGCUCUGCAGAUCCCCCAGUACUUCCUUCUCACGUGUGGAGAAGUAGUCUUCUCGGUCACCGGACUGGAAUUCUCGUAUUCACAGGCUCCUUCCAACAUGAAGUCGGUGCUGCAAGCAGGAUGGCUGUUGACCGUGGCUGUUGGCAACAUCAUUGUGCUGAUUGUGGCAGGGGCGGGCCAGUUCAGCGAGCAGUGGGCGGAGUACAUUCUGUUCGCUGCAUUGCUUCUGGCCGUCUGCAUCAUAUUUGCCAUCAUGGCUCGAUUUUAUACGUACGUCAAUCCGGCCGAGAUCGAAGCUCAAUUUGAUGAGGAGGAGGAGGAGGCGGAGGAGAAGAAGAAGAACUUUGAAAAGCAUAACCAGUAUGGUGUAAAGGAGCCCACCUCACAGACCCAGAUGUGAAGGGCCAGAGCCCGGAGGAGGAGAGACUGGAUGCAGACACACUGACUUCUGGCCCCAGCUGGUAGGACAGGCCAUGGCCGUGGCCCUUGAUGGGCACCAUUGCAAAACGUUGCCCAAACCAAGUCAGCAGUGAGCAUCAAACUUUGGAAGAGUCUUUUUUCUUUUCUUUUCUUUUCUUUUCUUUCUUUCUGUCUUUUUUAAAAAAAGAGAACUCUUAUUUAAAACUCAGCCCUUUUACAGCACCGACUGUGUACUUUACAUCUCACCCCCUUCCAUCUCACAAAGAAUAAAGUCAUUGGACGGAGGUUUUUGAGAAGUCAA